GGAGAAGAGUUGAAAACAUUUCAGGGACACGUUUUUCCCUUACACCGCUUCAACCAAACCGGUGUCGCUGUAAAUCCUGUCCAGCUAUUAAUAAUUUUUCACGUGUUUGUUUGGAAUAUUUUGUUUAUCUCAAAUAAUGUUAUUACGAUAUGUGACCGUCAUACCACGGCAAUGUUCCAUUAUUCAAAGGACCAUUCAUAUGUCCUCCAAGACCUGUCGUCCAAUGGUUCCCAUUGUGAUUGAAUCAACAGGAAGAGGGGAAAGAGCUUACGACAUUUUCUCCAGACUCUUGAAAGAAAGAAUUAUCUGCAUUAUGGGACCAGUCACGGAUGAUUUAUCCAGUCUUGUUGUGGCACAACUUCUUUUCUUGCAGUCUGAGAGUAGCAAGAAAGCCAUUCACAUGUACAUCAACAGCCCAGGUGGCUCAGUGACCGCUGGUCUUGGUAUUUAUGACACAAUGCAGUAUGUGCAGCCGCCUAUCGCCACGUGGUGCGUUGGUCAGGCCUGUAGCAUGGCAUCACUGCUUUUGUCGGCAGGAACACCAGGAAUGAGGCAUUCAUUGCCAAAUUCUAGAAUUAUGAUUCAUCAACCUUCAGGACAAGUUGGGGGUAAAGCUACAGAUAUAAUGAUCCAUGCUGAAGAGAUCCUGAAACUAAAGUCACAGCUGAAUAACUUGUAUGUAAAACACACCAAACAGCCAUUGGAAAACAUUGAGAAAAAUAUGGAAUCAGAUAAAUUCAUGAGUCCAAAUGAGGCAUUGGAAUUUGGUCUUAUUGAUAGUGUUCUUGAACAUCCACCAGCAUAGGAGAAGAGAAAUCUCCUAGCAAAUCUUAGCAUCCUCUCCUUUCUUGAUUUUUAAAAAUAUCUAAGAAAAGUAAAUAUAUUUUUUAUUUCAUCAAAACAAAGGACAAAUUUUGUAUUGUGCUUUUUGAUUUUUUUUUUUUGAUUUAGAUUAAAUAAAUUGUUUUUCUAAUUGUAA
Molecule: messenger RNA, 979 nt
Organism: Octopus sinensis (East Asian common octopus)
Lineage: Eukaryota; Metazoa; Mollusca; Cephalopoda; Octopoda; Octopodidae
Product: ATP-dependent Clp protease proteolytic subunit, mitochondrial
Exons: 6
Coding region: 137-805 (222 amino acids)
Biological process (GO): protein quality control for misfolded or incompletely synthesized proteins
Cellular component (GO): endopeptidase Clp complex
Molecular function (GO): ATPase binding; serine-type endopeptidase activity; ATP-dependent peptidase activity
Source: RefSeq, a predicted model, not a curated record